Messenger RNA from Drosophila simulans, 1364 nucleotides. RefSeq lists its product as uncharacterized. The transcript has a single exon. Lineage: Eukaryota; Metazoa; Arthropoda; Insecta; Diptera; Drosophilidae. Bases 80 to 1081 code for a protein of 333 amino acids. The record is from RefSeq and is a predicted model, not a curated record.
AAAAUAUCCGACAGUACAAUUGCAACCUUAGAUAUUAUUAUAUUAUCAACAGAAAACACAAAAAAAAAAUACACCCGAAAUGGGUCGGUGUAAUUUAAUAAAAAAGAAGCAAUCUAGCAAGAUGCGACGACAUACAAUUGAUGAAGAAAAUAAAGACGAUUAUUAUAUGACUCCCGAAGAGGUACGGCAAUCGAUUGAGCGGUGGUCAUUCCUUUGGCACUGUAGUGAUUCUGAUUCUGAUUCCGGAUCGGGGAGCAGUUUAACGUCACCAUUGUUGCAACAUGAUCCAUCUGCUUAUGGAGACUGGCAUGUGCGGGGUGAAGAAUUUAAUAUAGAGACUACCGGCAAGGAAAUGCUGAUGAAUCUAAGCAAAUUUCCCUAUCCGGAGAUAAUCAAACCGCCCGUUUUGCUAGAUAACAAGUUGCCCAAAACUCUGCGGGUUAAUCACUGGCCCUAUAUUACACACAAAAUCUUUGACUACGUAAUGCCGGACAUAUAUAUUCGGUCCAUGGAGUUCAUGAAGAAACCCGUAUGUGAGGGAGCCGUGGGUUAUGAUCCUUUGUAUUAUGGGUCAUCAAUUUUGAUCAAGCCUCUGUGCAAGUACAGUAAGCCUCGCAAUUUUGCACCCACAUGGACCAAUACUAGCUUGGUUUCCUGGAUAGAUGGACGUCGUUUUGCCAAGAUGGUGAAACGUAAUGACUCGCGGAUGGGAAAUGAGAAGCUACUUCGGUGGACUAAGGUUCUCCCGUCCUGGAGCAAUAAACUCCUGGCUGGACUAAGAAAGGACCCGGACGCUAAGCUAAUUGCAAGGUGGAAGCGUCCCAGGACAAGACUUUUUUUGAAUUCAGAAUCCGAUGCGAUGGACAAGGAAUGGGAUGUGCGCGAGGAGGAGACGUUGCCAUCGGAUGAAUAUUACGCAGAUUAUGUAAAUGAUGAUCCCGAAACACAGCGAUCAUGGAACUCCUCAGCUUCUGACGAUUUUAUGCCUAGGAUAACCAAAUCCCAGUCGGAUCUCAAUCUCGAAUAUUUAAAGACAAGGCCGAUAAUAAGACGUUAUUAUAGUUCGAGCAGUCUUUGUUAGUUAUCUUAAUUGAAGACUUAUCGUCUUUAGAAGAAGGGCCGAAGUCAUUUGUAAAUGGAAAGAAUUGUUUAAGGACACCGCAAAUAGUCAUGUAUCAAAAUCAAAAGUUCAUUCAAAAAACGCCACUCUCAAGACCCCCUAUUCCGAUUUCACGCAAUUAAAAAGACCAGCAGUUAAACGAGGAAAAAGAGCGGCAAUUGUAACAGGCGGCAAGCUCAUCGAUCAGUUGAAAUUAAUAAAAUACUCAAUAAAUGCGCUCACAAAAACGUGUGCAAACAAUCGA